This is a messenger RNA of Rana temporaria (common frog), 941 nucleotides long. RefSeq names its product CTD nuclear envelope phosphatase 1 (gene CTDNEP1). The record is from RefSeq and is a predicted model, not a curated record. NCBI's taxonomy places the organism in Eukaryota, Metazoa, Chordata, Amphibia, Anura, Ranidae. Gene Ontology annotation, molecular function: protein serine/threonine phosphatase activity.
GUAAUCCAGUACCAGACUGUGCGGUACGACAUCCUUCCCCUGUCUCCGGUCUCCAGGAACCGACUCAAUCAGGUGAAGAAGAAGGUCCUAGUACUGGAUCUAGAUGAGACUCUCAUCCACUCUCAUCAUGAUGGCGUAUUGAGGCCAACAGUCCGUCCAGGAACCCCCCCAGAUUUUAUAUUAAAGGUGGUUAUAGAUAAACACCCAGUCAGAUUCUUUGUACAUAAGAGGCCACAUGUGGACUUCUUCCUAGAAGUGGUCAGUCAGUGGUACGAGUUGGUCGUCUUCACAGCCAGUAUGGAGAUUUACGGUUCUGCCGUGGCCGAUAAACUAGAUAAUAACAGAAGCAUCCUACAAAGGCGUUUCUACAGACAGCACUGCACGCUGGAGUUGGGCAGUUACAUUAAGGACCUCUCUGUGGUUCACAAUGACUUGUCAAGCGUAGUCAUCUUGGACAACUCUCCGGGAGCGUACAGGAGUCACCCAGAUAAUGCGAUUCCUAUCAAGUCGUGGUUCAGCGACCCCAGCGACACCGCGCUCCUCAACCUGCUUCCCAUGCUGGACGCCUUGAGGUUUACAGCCGAUGUCCGCUCUGUCCUAAGCCGUAACCUUCACCAGCAUCGACUGUGGUGACAUUGAGCCCACCCCCCCCGCGAUCCCCCGUUCAUCACCUCCCUUCCUCCGCCUUAUUCCUGCUCCCCCCCCCCCCAAUCUACAGACAGAGACUGUACACCCGCCCUCCGAGGAAGGAAGAUGCUGACCCGUCCUCCGGCCCCCCUUCUCUACCUCUAGGACACUUAUCACGGGGGGAGAGUGGUGACCAUGAACUCUAUGAAUUCCCUCCCUCCGCCCCUUUUUUUCAGGGGCUGGCGCGUGCGUGGGGAGACACUGAGUCUGGUUUUUAAUUGUAGACUUUCUUGUAUAAAGAGAAUUAUUUCAAA